GGGCAUGCCUGCAGAUUAUGUGAACAAGCUGGCUCGAAUGUUCCAAGAUGUGAAAGUGAGUGAGGAUCUCAACCAACAUUUUAAACUAGCAAUCCUUGACAAACAGCUCAGGAGGAGUAAGGCAGGACUUGCUCCCACAGAAACAAAUGGGAACCUUGCUGACUCCAUCAAUAUAAAGAUCUUGAAUGCUGGAGCUUGGGCCAGGGGCAGUGAGCGAGUCCAGGUUUCCCUCCCCCUAGAACUAGAAGACUUCAUCCCUGAGGUGGAGGAGUUUUACAGGCAAAAGCACUCUGGUCGUAAGCUGCAGUGGUACCACCAUAUGUCCAAUGGGACGAUAACAUUCGCGAACCGUGCAGGGAAGUUCGACCUGGAUGUUACCACCUUCCAGAUGGCAGUGCUGUUUGCAUGGAACCAACGACCAGAGGAUCGGAUCUCCUUCGAGAACUUGCGACUAGCCACCGAGCUGCCCGACGCAGAACUACGAAGAACGCUCUGGUCCCUAGUUGCAUUCCCCAAGCUAAAAAGACAAGUGCUGUUGUUGUCUCCAGACGUGAAAUCUCCCAAGGAUUUCGAUGAUAGCACACAGUUUUGGGUCAAUCAAGAAUUCUCAUUAAUGAGAUAUGAAAUGAGGUUGAAAGACAUGGCAAAAUCAAGAAUUGAUUGA
Molecule: messenger RNA, 664 nt
Organism: Uloborus diversus
Lineage: Eukaryota; Metazoa; Arthropoda; Arachnida; Araneae; Uloboridae
Product: cullin-5-like
Exons: 5
Coding region: 5-664 (219 amino acids)
Biological process (GO): protein ubiquitination; SCF-dependent proteasomal ubiquitin-dependent protein catabolic process
Cellular component (GO): SCF ubiquitin ligase complex; Cul5-RING ubiquitin ligase complex
Molecular function (GO): ubiquitin protein ligase binding
Source: RefSeq, a predicted model, not a curated record